AUGGCCCUCAAGGGCCACAUGCACCUGAACGUGGGCAGCAAGCCUUUCCAGUGUCCUUACUUCUCCCGCAAGUUUAACCUCAAAGGCAACAUGAACCGGCACAUGAAGGUCAAGCACAGAAUCAUGGACAUCGGCUUAGAUAUCCACGACCCCAUGACAGAGCUGACAGGCACUGACCCCUGGGAGCUUGGUAGCCAGCAGGAGAUGGAGGGCUUCCUGGAGAAUGCCUAUGCAUACGCUGGUGUGGACGACAGCUCCAAGGCCAGAGUCCUCCCCUGGCAGGUCAUGAAGGAGAUGGCCUACCACCAGGCAGUAUAG
Molecule: messenger RNA, 318 nt
Organism: Pipistrellus nathusii (Nathusius's pipistrelle)
Lineage: Eukaryota; Metazoa; Chordata; Mammalia; Chiroptera; Vespertilionidae
Source: the annotation of a GenBank genome assembly